GCUGUUCGAAGUCAAAUGUUUUUGAGAAGGAUAAUAGCGGAUUCAGCAUUCAAAUUUCAACAGUAACUGUUGUAUCUGAAACCGAAGCUUCGGAAAUCUUGUGUGAAGAAUAAUAAUUACAGAAAAAGAUUUAUCACGUGUGGUUUUAGAUCCGGAAUGGCACAAAAUAUAAAUCCGUUUUAUUCCUCUCAAAAUGCUCCGAGUAAACCCACAGAGGAGAAGCAAAAUAUACCAAAAGACAAUCAUGCAGUUAGUAAACGGUUACAAAAGGAACUCAUGGUUUUGAUGAUGAGUACAGAAAAAGGUGUAUCCGCUUUUCCGGAUGGAGAAAAUUUAUUCAAAUGGAUAGGAACCAUCACAGGACCUCGUGAUACAGUUUAUGCUGGUCUUACGUACAAAUUAACUUUGGAAUUUCCUCAUAGUUAUCCAUACAGUGCACCAGUUGUACGUUUUGCUACUCCUUGUUUUCAUCCAAAUGUGGAUGCAGUAGGGAAUAUUUGUCUGGAUAUAUUAAAAGACAAAUGGAGUGCUCUAUAUGAUGUUCGUACUAUAUUAUUGUCCAUACAAUCUCUUCUUAGCGAACCCAACAAUGAAAGUCCCCUGAAUCCUCAAGCUGCAAAAUUGUGGAAUGAUCAGACAAAGUACAAGAAACAUUUAACAGAAGAGUACCAUAGAGCUGUGAAUCGCGACCAACAAGAUUCAUGAUAAGUGCAUUCUUAUAAUCAUCCCAACUUGUUCAUUUGUAUUUUUAAUUCAAUCAAUGUUAUAAUUGACUGUAAGGCAUGCGGAAACAAUUUGCAUAGAAUUUAUGAAAUUCACAAACAAAAACUGCAUCUUUGGUUUGCUCUUUUACAUCUGUACGCUAUGUCACCUAACGAAACGUGAAUGUACCUUUUCUACCGUUCAUUACGGUCACUUUUAUUGCAUAGUUUCGUCAGUUUGCCAUAAAUAUGUAUAGAAAUUUGUAUCAUGGUUUUAAGACUGUAUAUGCGGAUUAAACAUUUCUACAUCGUCAAUUUA
Osmia bicornis bicornis is the source of this 1020-nucleotide messenger RNA. RefSeq names its product ubiquitin-conjugating enzyme E2 C (gene vih). Bases 157 to 705 code for a protein of 182 amino acids. The transcript is spliced from 4 exons. Lineage: Eukaryota; Metazoa; Arthropoda; Insecta; Hymenoptera; Megachilidae. The record is from RefSeq and is a predicted model, not a curated record.